This is a messenger RNA of Rosa chinensis, 693 nucleotides long. RefSeq lists its product as uncharacterized. Bases 1 to 693 code for a protein of 230 amino acids. The record is from RefSeq and is a predicted model, not a curated record. The transcript has a single exon. Lineage: Eukaryota; Viridiplantae; Streptophyta; Magnoliopsida; Rosales; Rosaceae.
AUGGACAGACAGCGAGGCCAUAAUGUGCGCAGAAGGAGAGGCAGAAUUGGUGGUAGGGGGGAAAGGACCCGUCCCUUAGAGGAAAUUUAUUUGAGUGAUGCAGAGUCUUCUUUUGAUGUACAGCCUACUCCGCCUGUUGUGGAGGUAGUGGAUGUCGUUGGCUUAGCCAAACUGGUUAAGGAGAUCAAACAGUUAGGUGCAACCCCAUUUGAAGGGGGAGUUGAUCAUUGGGCUGCUGAUCAGUGGCUUGAGAAUAUGAUGAGCUGUUUUGAGAUGGUGAUUUGCACCGAAACUGAGAAGUGGAAGAUUGCUGGUUAUCUUCUUCAGGGUGAUGCCAGGAUAUGGUGGGCUGGUCAGCGGGAUACUGUGAAUAUGGCUACUCUGACUUGGGAUGGUUUUGUGGAACUAUUCCAGGACAUGUACUUCCCUGAUGCAGUGAGGGAGCAGAUCGAGUUAGAUUUCAUUGCUCUAGAGCAAGGGACUAUGACUGUGAGAGAUUACGAAACACGGUUCACCCAAUUAUACAGGUUCGUUCCCCAGUUGGAUGCCCAAGCCUUGGCUAAGAAGUUCCUAAGGGGACUAAAUGACAGGAUUAGGGAGAUAGUGUAUCCUCUUCGGUUAGCCACCAAGGAAGAGAUCUUUGCUAGUGCCAUGGCCCAUGAACAGGCAACCAGCAUGCGUGUAAGUGAAUGA